AAAAGUGUUUCUUGAUUCUUGUUUUCGUUUUCACCUCCUUGGUUUUUCAAUUUGACAAAUUUUUUAAGCUCUCUUCUAACUCUGGCCGAUGUAUGUGUGUGGUGAAUUCCUACAUAUUGGACAUUGUUAGGCUAUUAUUAACCAGCUCGGAGCAGUAAAAAUGCCGCGGAAAGGUGUACAGUAUGUGCAAAAUGAGGAGCCGUCAUUCAUUAGACAGUUCAAGGAGAAAGUAGGUCACAAAGAUGGACCUGAUGUCAACACAAAACGUCAAAUUCCAAAUUUCAGUGAUGAUGAGGAUGAAGAAAAUGUUGAAGAGAAAGAGGAUGAAAAGCCUAUGGUCGUUGUUCUGAAAGAGGGGGAUCUUACAGCUGAGGAAGCAACAUCUGAACUAAAACAAAUAGAUGAAGGGCCCGCUCGUCUAGAUGAGAAGAUCACAUUCAAGAAACCAGUCAAAAGAACGAAAGAGGCAGCACAAGAUGAUGAGGAAGAGGGGAAGACAGAGGACAUUAAGAAGAAGAAGCCGUCUAAAGAUUCUAAAAAGAAAAAAGAAAACAAAUCAUUGUUGUCAUUUGGUGAUGAUGAGGAAGAAGAUGAUUGAAUUUUGUGUGUGUGUGUCUGAUAUAGUUGAAGAUGAAGUGUGUGCAUUGCAUCUUAAGC
This is a messenger RNA of Aplysia californica (California sea hare), 657 nucleotides long. RefSeq lists its product as uncharacterized. The transcript has 4 exons. The record is from RefSeq and is a predicted model, not a curated record. The coding region runs from base 161 to 598 and encodes 145 amino acids. Lineage: Eukaryota; Metazoa; Mollusca; Gastropoda; Aplysiida; Aplysiidae.